AUGUCACCACGCCCUGCAGUCACCCGCAGCCAGACAAAAGAAAGCCCUGUGGGAGCGGGACGCGUCAGCAAGACAAAGAAAGCACAAUCAACCCUCAAAGUGUCGGCUGGUAAGCUGCAACUGGUGCCCUUCAGUGGGCCGGUGGAGGUUUAUGACAACCCCCCAGCCUGGGCAGAGGGUCGGCAACAACUUUGUGAUGCAAUUCCCUGGUUCCACUGCACUCAAGGUGCAAUGUACCACAACGAAGGCUUUUGCUAUGGGUUUCUUAUCGAUGCUGAUGGUGGGGAGCGUUCUUAUCUGGAUGAAGAGGUACUCAUUACUCGGAUUGGUGGAUGCUGCACCAAGGACUCUGAGGGCAAUCUGAUCCUUAAGAAGGAUCAAGAUGCUGGAAAUACCCUGGUGAAGAGUGUCCUCGGUAGCCAAAAUUCGAAACUGGCUGUUGGUCUCGUCCUUGGUAAGCAACUGCGAAACACGGCUUGGUGCGGAGGACUGACAAUAACAAUAGGACAAAACAACAAGCUUCUUAACCGAGACGUUCCACAUCGGUACAAUGUUAUGGACUGGUUCCGAGUGACCAAUGUGUGGUUCGAAAAGGUCGGAGAGAAGUAUAGCGCCAAAGUCCGCUUCGAGAAGUUGAACCUCGCAAACAAGAGUUGGUGGGGUGCAAAGGAUUCCCCUCUUCCUUUACCCAUUGAAGAGCGGGACUUCGAAGCCAAGCCGGAAUGCAUCAAAUGCGAGAGCUGCUCCAGCGAAAGCCUACGCAUCUUCGAGGAAGGAUGGAUGUGCCUUGAUCCGGACUGCCCUGGUUUCUGGAAAAUGGAAAAUGCUUCACCUCCAGCUGAACUCACCUAUCAUCCUGACUUUUUGAACUGCCGCAGUCCUCCGGACCCAACAGUUCAGCCGUCUUACAGCCUCGUUCCCGAUCUUUUGUCUACUCUGAACGAAAGCGCACCAGUUAGCACAUCGCGUAUUGCCUGGAAAGGCAUAGUAUGUCCCAAGUGUAAGAAAUGCAUCCGACGGACAUUCUGGCACGGUUGGAAAUGCGAUGAUGACUCGGUUCUCGACGGAGAGCACUGUCCGUUCGAACAUUUCAUGAAGAUGACACCCCUUUCACUGUGUGACGUUCUUGGAGAUUUCAAGGUGAAUCAGAUCAAGCGUGCAAUCCCGUCUGAUCCGAAGUUCAUUAUCCCGGAAAUCGAUGACGUCUCUUUCUUCCCAUACAAGAAGUUGACCUACCAGCUCGAGGGUGUUGGCUCAAUCACUCACUUUGUAUCCAACCAAGAAGUGAACAGCCGCAAGAACGGACCUGAUGAUCUCUUCGUCAGACUUCAAAGUGAGGAUCUGGGGCUCAAACGAUUCCGACUUAAAUCCAGUCUCGUUGCUGGUACACUGACUUCUCACUUCGCGGUCAACUUUGGAAUGCCAUAUAAGUACGUGGUAUCCGUUGAUUCGAAAGGCUUUGACGAAGCCCCCGAGACCAUUCUCCAGGUAUUGGGUCGCUUGUCCUGGGCGACUGAAAAGGCGGUAAUGUCAUCUGGUGGUUCCUACCUACCUCCAAACGAACUGCUCACUCUCGGAUAUUUCGAGAAAAUGAAGAUCGGCUUCCACGAUGAUGGGGAGUCCUCACUAGGCCCCACAAUUGCCACUUUCUCUCUCGGAGCGAAAGCCACCAUGUCCAUUCGCAUGAAGUACAAGUAUUUCAACGGGAAUACCCGAAGGGUCGGCGGCGCUACCGGAACCCUUCUGCAGGAUGACCCCGUUUUGAAAGACUGCAGCUCCGAAGGUGAGCGGCGCAAGCUCAAACACGAUCUCGAGGCCGGUGUGAUUAAGCGCGAAAGCUACGACCUUUCUCGGCGGGCUCUUCUCAAAGAUCACAAGGGUAGGGAGGCUACCACCGCAAUUAAGAUGGAGCUUAACCACGGCGAUCUGGUUGUCAUGCACGGCGAGAACUUGCAGAAGUACUACGAGCACUCUGUGACCCCCGAGAACAAAUUACGCUUCGCUUUGACUGCCAGAUUUGUGAAGCCCGAUCACGUCAAUGCGAAAGAGAUCCAAAAGGGAGAAUUCUCGCUCACGCCUGACCAAAUCUAUGAUGGAAAAUGA
Molecule: messenger RNA, 2103 nt
Organism: Penicillium salamii
Lineage: Eukaryota; Fungi; Ascomycota; Eurotiomycetes; Eurotiales; Aspergillaceae
Source: the annotation of a GenBank genome assembly